This is a messenger RNA of Aspergillus puulaauensis, 1995 nucleotides long. RefSeq names its product putative glucokinase regulator family protein. Gene Ontology annotation, cellular component: nucleoplasm; cytosol; mitochondrion. The transcript has 4 exons. Gene Ontology annotation, molecular function: enzyme inhibitor activity; carbon-oxygen lyase activity; carbohydrate binding. The coding region runs from base 1 to 1995 and encodes 664 amino acids. The record is from RefSeq and is a predicted model, not a curated record. Gene Ontology annotation, biological process: negative regulation of glucokinase activity; glucose homeostasis; response to fructose. NCBI's taxonomy places the organism in Eukaryota, Fungi, Ascomycota, Eurotiomycetes, Eurotiales, Aspergillaceae.
AUGGACCUCAACACCCUCUCGCACCUCCAAACAGAGGCGUCAAACCCUCAAACCAGACACAUCGACCAACUCUCCACACUUGAUAUGUGCAAGCUUAUCAACACCGAAGAUCAUCGCGUAGCCGCAAGUCUCACCCCGUGUCUCCCCCAGAUCGCAGGCGCAAUCGACGCCUUAACACCUCGUGUCCGACGGGGUGGGAGAGUUAUCUAUGUAGGCGCCGGGACAAGUGGCCGACUCGGCAUCCUCGACGCAUCCGAAAUCCCACCGACGUUCGCCGCUCCACCAGGACAAUUCAUCGGUCUAAUCGCCGGCGGAGACGCCGCGAUCCGUCGCGCCCAAGAAGGCGCCGAGGAUAAUAUCGCUCUCGGCGAGACUGACAUGGCUGCCCUUGACCUUGAUCCCGAAUUGGACAGUGUAAUCGGCAUCGCAGCGAGCGGGCGCACACCCUAUGUUCUUGGUUGUAUAUCCUUCGCAAAGGGCGUCGGAUGUGUGACGAUCGGCGUUGUAUGCGCGGAACCUUCUGCACUUGGAGCAUCUGGGGAUAUGGAUUUCCUUAUUGCGCCUUUACCGGGGCCAGAGGUUAUCAGUGGGAGUACGAGGUUGAAAGCUGGGACUGCGACGAAGCUUAUGCUUAAUAUGUUGAGUACGGGGACGAUGAUUCGGGUUGGGAAGACGUUUGGGAAUACGAUGGUUGAUCUCAUCGCAUCGAAUGCGAAGCUGCGUCAACGCUCGCGAAAUAUCUUUCGCCGGUUUAAUGCCGACUUUCACUCAUUCUCGAAUGAGGAUAUUGACGCGCUGUUAACUCGGUGUGAUGGGAGCGUGAAACUGGCCUUGCUUGUCGCGGAGACUGGACGGUCUGUUGGAGAGUGUCGGCAGGACCUUGAAGCCUGUAACCAGCAGCUGUCAAAGGCUCUAGCCAAGGUUAAACUUGCUAUUAUAGGGUCGAAAUACAGUAACGGACGUGAGAAAAGGCUAGUGUUGUGUGUCGACGGUGGCGGGACGAAAUGCGCUGCGGUGGUUGCAGACCAAACUGGUGCUGUAUUGGGUCGUGGAGAGGCUGGUCCAUGUAAUAUAACCGACGGCACUUGUCUAGAUACUCCAAUGGGGACUCUAAGCACCGCAGUGCAGGGAGCUCUACAAAACGCGCAGAUAUCAAGCCCAAACCAGAACAUACUAUCACGUUUCGAAAGCGCCUGGAUUGGACUAGCUGGAAUGGACAGACCAGGACUACGCGGGAAGACUGAAUCAAAAAUCACAGCAAUAUUGGGCAAACCAUCCAGGCUCUUGCGGUUAUCAAACGACGUGGACUUGCUCUCCGCCGUGAUGGCCCGGCAUCCUGAUACAUCUUCUGUGAUAGUUCUCAUCGCCGGUACUGGCAGCAUUGCAAUGCGAUAUAGCGCGGAAUCGGGUAAGGAACCAACAAGAACUGCUAGAUCAGGAGGCUGGGGCCAUCUUCUGGGUGACGAGGGUGGUGGAUAUUCCAUUGGACUGGACGCAGUUAAGCAUACGUUGAAAGUCUGCGAAGAGGUCAGGCUUGGUCUACGCCCUGACGAGCCGGAAUUUGGGCAGCUUGAACAGGCAAUUCUGCAACAUUUUAGUCUCUCAAAGUCAAGGGACAUGGACCUCUUGAGCGAGGUUCUAUCAGGACAGGACGGCGAAAGCGUCAAGAUGCGCAUUGCAGCAGUGGCCCAGCCUGUGCUCGAUUUAGCUGUCACCGAUACUACAGCGAUGGGAAUUGCAUCGUCGCAGGCAAAGGCACUGGUUGAUACGGUUCUAGGACGGUUGAUAGACCCUAGAUCGUCCACUGCUCUUCCGCCCGAGAAGACAGGGCUUGUUCUUUCCGGUGGAGUUCUCAUGCAGGAAACAUAUCGAGAGCUAGUUCUUGAGCAAUUGGCUGGAAAAGGAAUUAAAUUCGCAUAUGUUGAGGUUGUUUCAAAUGCUGGUGCUCUUGGGGCACAGUCUCUUGCCUCGUUGGAAGCUCAACAGAUUGAAUAA